Cylindrotheca closterium is the source of this 1245-nucleotide messenger RNA. NCBI's taxonomy places the organism in Eukaryota, Bacillariophyta, Bacillariophyceae, Bacillariales, Bacillariaceae. The record is from the annotation of a GenBank genome assembly.
AUGUCUUCAGGCAACUCCCCGAGACGAAAGAAAAGCAGCAGCAGCAGUAGAAGGCACACUUCUUCUUAUGAUGAUGAUCCAUUGACAAAGCAACAUCAGUCAGGAGACCCAUGUGGCAAUGGUGGUGGUUUGAUUCACCAAAUCGGCAAACUGGUGGAAUACCUCGACAAUUCUUGCACUUCUACCGUCGAAGGCAUUCGAUUUCCCAGUGAUUCCACAACGAUUUUGGGAGAUAUGGAUACUGUGGAUUUGGAACAAUACGAAUUGAACACUGUCACUGACACGGUGGGUGAGACGACGAUUGGUACCAACGACAUUGAACCAGCCUACAGUUAUGCCACGGGGGAUGAUGCCUCGACGGCUGGGUUUUCGACUAGUACCCGAACCAGCUAUACGACUGCGACGAAAAGUAGAUCGCCGUCCAAAACCACCACCACCACCACCACCAGUCCUGUCAAAAAGGGACCUGUAGCCAGUUUCCACAUGGUGGGUCGAAUGCAUGCCAAAGUACCCCAGACCAACACUUCUUCAUCAUCACCUCUGAAGGAGAAAGGAACCUUUGAUGAUUCUUCCAUUGUCACGGCUCCCACUGAUAGUUUUACAAGCAGCAAAGCCAACGAUAGCAGCACUGCUUUGAUGGGAAACUUGCAACAUACCACCAUUGAAGAAGAAAAAGACGAAGUGGCAUCUGCCGACGAGCGAAAGGUCGCUGAAGCGGAAGCCUUACGUCAACAUCAACAACAGCAACAGCAACAAGCAGCUAGACAAGCGGCAAUUCAAAAGGGGCGCCAACAAGAAGCAGCUAGACAAGUGGCAAUUCAAAAGGCUGUUCAAGAGGCAUCUUCACCAGAGGACGCAGCAAUCUUGCAAGGGUUGGAUCUAUGUCGCAGGAUCCGACAAACCCAUCAUCAAUCGUCUACUCCGAUCCAAUACGAAGGGCAACGAAGCUACGAACAGGAACGUCCGCAGCAGCAGCAACAACAGCAGCAGCAGCAGUUCCGAGGAUCAUCCUCAUCCUCCUCUCUUGACAACCAAAUAGUGGCUGCCAAUGUCCCAAAGACCAAAAUGUACGGCGACCGAUUCUCUCCAGUAAACGCUGUCACCCAACACAACAAGUCGUCACCAACCAAAUCAUCUGCUGCUCUCCCUCCACCACCAGCAGUGCCCAAACACAGGUCCAGAUCCGCCAGAGUGUCCCAGAAGCUAAAGGGCAUUUUGCCAAAAGGAAGCAAGGCUUCUUUUUAA